Molecule: messenger RNA, 354 nt
Organism: Penicillium odoratum
Lineage: Eukaryota; Fungi; Ascomycota; Eurotiomycetes; Eurotiales; Aspergillaceae
Exons: 2
Coding region: 1-354 (117 amino acids)
Source: RefSeq, a predicted model, not a curated record
AUGCAGUUCUCCCUGUUCGUGACCGUUGCCACGCUUGCCAGCUACGCAAGCGCCUUCACCGGCCAAAUGGCUGCCUCUGCCUACGAAGAAAACGAGGGUGGUGUUUUCCAGAUCAUCUAUCUCACCGACUACACCAGCGGCUCUACCUAUUCGGGUACUCUGUUUGGAGGAUUCGAUGGCUGCACAACCGGGGAAUGCAUUGUCGAUUUCUCUGAGACUAGCUCUGGUGGCUAUGAGUUUCAUGCUCUGAUGUGGCGGACAAGUGAUGGAUGCCACAAUAUUGAUUUCGAGGGUGCUUUGGAUGCUGGACAUGGGUACUGCUGUGGCUCACUGCCCUGUGACUUCACUGCUUAG